GGACGAACUUGCUUGUUAAUGUUGGUUUGAUGUACACGAGAUCGUGACGACUUGAUACGCGGCAUUCCCGUGCGAGACCCGCUGACGUCCGACGCGUUCAUCCGACGAUCCCGCAUGAAAAACGUCUUCGGGGUUAUUUCUGUUUGGCAACAUUUCAAAAAUAACUUGUCAAUUUUCAGAAGUAAAAGCGAACAACGCUUCUUCAGAACGACAAUGCCGGGCCAGGUGGAGCACCCGAAAUUAAAAAGGGCGACAUUCGGAAUGGGGUGUUUUUGGGCAGGCGAUGCACUUUUCGGAGCAACUCCUGGCGUCGUUAGAACUGCCGUUGGGUACUCAGGUGGAACUCAAGAAUCCCCGUCGUACAGAAACCUAGGUGAUCACACCGAGGUCAUCGACCUCGAUUAUAAUCCAGAGAUUAUCGGAUAUCAAGAACUUCUCAACCUUUUUUGGAAUAAUCACGAGUACGGACUCACAACGAGAAUAAAGCGUCAGUACAUGUCCUUGAUUCUUUGGCACGAUGAGGAUCAAAAAAUUACAGCUGAACAAUCCAGGGAAAAGGAACAGUCGCAAAGAGGAGGAUCUUUCGUUACGGAAUUGACAAAAUUCGAACGUUUUUAUCCAGCAGAAGACUACCAUCAAAAAUAUCGUCUACGAGCGCACCCUUGGCUUUUGGACAAAUUGCGACUGAAGAGUAAUGAAGAUAUACUGAAUACAACCCUUGCUGCAAAACUAAAUGGAUAUUUAGCAGGGGCUGUAAGUCCUAGUGAAUUUGAACGAGAACUUCCAGCGCUCGGUAUAAGCGAAGAAGCCGCGGAAUACGUGAGAAAAUACGUGAUUGAGAAUCAAGGAAGCGGGCUCUACUGUUAAUUGAUUAUUAAAAUUAAAUUGAAGUUUCAUAAAAAUGUAAUAUAGGUACCUGCUUUAAAGUUUUUUUUCUUUCAAUUUUCGAAACUGACAACUUAACCUUCUCCGAAUCGAUUCAGUGACUAGUGUCGAAUGUAUUCUGAUCUCAGAAAUGUAAAAUUGUUAUCUAAAUGAAACCUUUCCAUUUAUACAAUAUGUCAAUAUAAGAAUUCUUCAAUGUAUCCUAUCUGCAUAAUUUAUUAAUAAAUACGAAGCUAUUUUUCGAUCA
Molecule: messenger RNA, 1132 nt
Organism: Athalia rosae (coleseed sawfly)
Lineage: Eukaryota; Metazoa; Arthropoda; Insecta; Hymenoptera; Athaliidae
Gene: MsrA
Product: peptide methionine sulfoxide reductase
Exons: 5
Coding region: 115-867 (250 amino acids)
Molecular function (GO): peptide-methionine (S)-S-oxide reductase activity
Source: RefSeq, a predicted model, not a curated record